AUGAAACGAGAUAAUCAGGGCAACCCAGUCCAGGUGACACACCGAUGGAAUCGACCACCGCUAUCAUGUCUGCCCUGUCGUGAAAAGAAGCGCCGAUGUGAUCGUGCUCAGCCAUGCUCAAACUGCGUGCUCCGAGACAUUCCAUGCAACUAUGCUGGGCAAAGCUCGGAGACUCUAGGGCCAUCCGGGGCUUCACAGGCAUCCACUGCUGGCUCUGGUCAAGUCACUGGAGCACAGCCUGUAAAUUCAGCUGAAGUUAACAAUCGCAACGUGGAUGAGAUGAUUCUUCAUCGUAUUCGAAGAUUGGAAGGAAUCAUAGAAAGAUCCGUUGUGUCUCCACAGGUCGAUGUCAAACACCAGGGGAUAUUUUCAACCUCAACACCUACUUCAGAACCAGCUUUUGGCUCUCACUAUGUCAUGUCAUUCAACUCGCAUCCUCCGGCAGAUUCAAUUAGCUAUAACUACAGCGAAUACCCAAGUAUCGUCGACCUUACGCGGAAACUUCCUCCUCUACGAGAGGCAAAAAGCCUGUUCGAUCAUUUUGCAACAACACUGCAGCCGACGUUCGGCAUACUUCAUAUCCCAUCUACUCGUGUCCUGAUGGAGCGCACCUAUCAGUGCUUCCUGGAGGGCGAAGAGGCUCCAGCGGCGGAUUUGAUGCUACUCUUUGCGGUUUUCGCUGGAGCUGCACUUGUUUGGACACCCCAGCUUCUGGAGAAGUUAAAUGCAACUCAAUGGGAAACCAAGUCGGCUUUCAUGGCAUAUACUCGCCUUGCACUGGCUAUCUUGGAUCACCCUCGUCAGAUCAUACAGUCAUCGACCACGGCCCUUGUGGCCACUGGCACCAUGGCCCAUCUGCUCAUGAAUACCGACGGCUUUCCUCUCAAGGUCCACGUGCUUCGAAAUCGAUGCCUGUUGAUGUCGAGAUAUUUGGGAAUUCACCGUUUGGAUACGGCGAAAGCACGAGAAGAACGAAGGCUCAAGGGAUGUGAUAUGAUUGAGGUCGAGGUUCAGAGACGUCUCUGGUGGAACAUGGUAGCAUCUGACUGGCUUCUUUCGUUUUCCGGCGGGCCUCAAGAAGGUGCAUACACUCUUCAACCAAAACACAUGAAUGUGAACUUGCCGAGUAAUACGGAUGAUGAAUUUAUUACAAGCACAGAGGUUAAACAAAACCUGCCUCUGUCCGUGCCUACCAGCAUUUCUGGGUUCUUCUUCAGAGUCAAGACGGCAGAAGUCUGCCGUGAGGUUAUUGACGCCCUACCAUCUAUCCUGCUGGAUUCUCAAGAGCCAGAAUACGACACUAUCCUCCAGUUGGACAGACGUUUCCACGAUCUCAUCGAUAAUCUUCCGAUAUUCUUCAAAUUGGACCAGGAAAGCAUCGAACAGAGCCGGGCCAUUUGCAAAGAGCGACCUUACAUUGCCGGACAACGGCUUGCGGUACAUUUCAGCAUCCACACUCGUCUGUGUCGACUCCACAGGCCAUAUCAUCUGGAAGGCGUGACGAACCCCAAGUACGCCUACUCGCACGCGAUGUGUAUCCGUUCUGCCCACACCGUACUAGAACUACGACGUGCGAUGGACGAGGUGGACUCUGAGAUCCUAGUGAAGCCAGCACGGUUCUGGACUGUCAUGCAUCAUGUGUUCUUCGCGGCUGUGAUUCUGGCGAUGGACGUGUCGUUCAAUCCCGAGGCGCCAGACGCGGAGGCUCGCAAGGCGAAGGUCCUUGCUGCCUACGAAACUCUAGAAAGAUCGAAGCAGGAUUCGAUGCACCUGAUGGAAGGAAUUCAGAAGAAUCUACAGACCCUGAUGUCUACACUUCACAAGCAGCGAUCACAAGUAACCGGCCCUACCCUAAAUGAUCCCGCCCAUGAGGCGUUGCCAACUAGCCAGCCGGUAAAUGGGCUUGGCGGAUCACAGGCAGUUCAUGAAGGCGAAAGUUCAGACUUUGUGCAACCCUCCUCGACAAUAAUUGGCGACGGUGCCCUGGGCUUCGGGUUGAUCAAUGACAUUGGCGAGGAAGGUUGGGAGCAUCUCUGGUCCGAAUUUGUGGCUGUGGCCCCUGAUCUCGAUGCGCCACAGUGGAACGCACUGCUCGACGAUGUUGAUUUUACCUCUCAGCUCGAUGUAUACUAG
Penicillium cinerascens is the source of this 2133-nucleotide messenger RNA. RefSeq lists its product as uncharacterized. Lineage: Eukaryota; Fungi; Ascomycota; Eurotiomycetes; Eurotiales; Aspergillaceae. Gene Ontology annotation, biological process: DNA-templated transcription; regulation of DNA-templated transcription. Bases 1 to 2133 code for a protein of 710 amino acids. The record is from RefSeq and is a predicted model, not a curated record. Gene Ontology annotation, molecular function: zinc ion binding; DNA binding; DNA-binding transcription factor activity, RNA polymerase II-specific. The transcript is spliced from 4 exons.